AUGGCAUUGGUGUCUCCGUGCCCCAGUAGUGUGCUUGCCACAGGAUCCCGGUGCCCAGCGCCGCGCACUGCAGACACGCAGAAUGGCGCACACUGGGAGGGACUGGCGCCACCACUGCUGGGCGUGCUGCCUGUGCUGGCAGCCGGUGCAGUGCGGCAAAGGCUGCGAGGGAGACGCUGGCGGCCUGUCCUCAGGGCAGCCAAUGUUGAUGUGGAGGAAGGGGAGAAGGUUGUUGGCAUCGAUUUGGGUACGACCAACUCGGCCGUGGCUGCGCUUGAGGCUGGCAAAGCAACAGUGAUUCCUGCGGCCGACGGUGCCCGAACCACCCCAAGUGUGAUAGCCUAUACAAAGACAGGUGAGACCUUGGUUGGACAGAAAGCAAAGCGACAAGCGGCAGUGAAUCCGGCCAACACGUUCUAUUCCGUCAAGCGCUUCAUUGGGCGGCUACGGAAUGAGGUAGACGAGGAGGCCUCUGAGGUCUCCUACAGCAUCGUGAGUGAGGAGGAACAGGCUGAGGGUGUCCUCGGCGUGCGCUUAGAUUGCCCCCACCUUGAAAAGCAACUUUCACCUGAAGAAAUCUCAGCGCAAGUGCUGCGCGCACUUGCAGGCGAUGCGUCCAAAUACCUGCAAGCUGACGUUAAGAAGGCCGUUGUAACAGUGCCGGCGUAUUUCAACGACUCCCAAAGACAGGCCACGAAGGAUGCCGGUGCCAUUGCUGGGCUUGAGGUCCUCCGGAUUGUCAAUGAGCCCACAGCUGCUUCAUUGGCAUAUGGACUGGAGAAGCGUGACAAUGAGACCAUCCUGGUUUUUGACCUUGGCGGCGGAACCUUCGACGUGUCCGUGCUCGUUGUUGGCGGUGGCGUUUGUGAAGUCCUGGCAACAAGUGGCGACACCAAGCUUGGCGGAGAUAACUUCGACAAGUGCAUCGUAGAUUGGCUGGCUCAUCGUUUUGCGUCCCGCACCUUGAUCGAUCUUCGACUGGAUCCCCAGAGCCUGCAGCGGCUCACUGAGGCAGCUGAGAAGGCCAAGAUCGAGCUUUCCGGAGUAGAGACUACAACGAUCUCCCUGCCCUUCAUCAUAAUGGACGAUGACGGGUCACCUCUCCACAUAGAGGAGGAGCUGACGCGUAGCGAGUUCGAGGGGCUUUGCUCGAAGCUCUUGGAGCGGCUGAAAGAGCCUGUGGAGAAGGCCUUGAAGGAUUCAGACCUCAGCUAUGAAGACCUGGAUGAAGUUGUGCUGGUGGGCGGUUCGACACGCAUUGGGGCAGUGCAGGAACUGGUUCGAUCGCUUAUGGGAGGCAAGGAGCUGAACCAAAGCGUCAAUCCGGAUGAGGUGGUUGCCAUGGGAGCGGCAGUCCAGGCCGGUGUGUUGGCCGGGGAGGUAAAGGAUCUCGUUCUUUUGGAUGUGGUUCCUCUAUCCCUAUCAGUGGCAACCCAUGAUGGUCUCAGCUCCGUGUUCCUUCCACGAAACACUCGGGUGCCAGCGAAGAAGACAAAGGUCUUCUCCACAGCCACUGACAAUCAGCCUCGAGUCACUGUGGAAGUUGUUCAAGGUGAAUUCCGAAAAGCCGACGACAACAAGCAGCUGGGAGUCUUCCUUCUUGAUGGUAUUCCACCUUCUCCGGCUGGCAUACCCCAAAUUGAGGUGACAUUCGAUGUGGACAGCAAUGGGAUUCUCAGUGUCAGUGCCUACGACAGGGCCACCCGCAAGGAGACCAAAGUGACCAUUUCGGGAGCUUCAACGCUGGCCCCGGAAGAUGUCCAGGACAAAGUGGCGGAGGCUGAGAAAAAGGCUGCAGAAGAAGCAUACUAUGAGGGAGUAGUCAUGGUGAAAAAUGAUGCAGAGUCUGCUGCAUACGCGGUGGAGAGGUUGCUCAGGGACCAACGCCAAAAGUUGAAGCCGGCAAAAGUGGAGGUGCUGGAGUCGAAGCUGCUACUUGCGAGGGAUCUGCUCGACAAGGAGCCGCUGGACACCGAUCUCCUGAAGCAAGUCACCGAGGAUCUCCGUGAAGAAGUUCGGAACAUCCUCAAGCGCAAGGUGGAGGAGGAGUACGACGUGGAGCAGGGCUUCGUGUCGCCCACCGACCCGGACAAGGAGCGCAAGCGCGCUUCUCUGUAG
Symbiodinium pilosum is the source of this 2118-nucleotide messenger RNA. Lineage: Eukaryota; Dinophyceae; Suessiales; Symbiodiniaceae. The record is from the annotation of a GenBank genome assembly.